GCCGCUGCGUGGUAUCGCGAUGUUUUGGACAUGUCGCAGGCAACAUGGCGGAAGCGGACGGAGAGACGCUGGAGUCCUGGCUGAAUAAAGCUACAAAUCCUGCAAAUCGUCAGGAAGAUUGGGAGUACAUCAUCGGCUUCUGUGACCAGGUCAACAAGGAGCUGGAAGGACCACAAAUUGCUGUCCGGUUGCUGUCUCAUAAAAUCCAGUCUCCACAGGAGUGGGAGGCAGUGCAAGCCCUCACUGUCUUGGAAGCUUCUAUGAAGAACUGUGGGCAAAGAUUCCACAAUGAAGUUGGGAAAUUUCGAUUCCUAAAUGAAUUAAUCAAAGUGGUAUCUCCAAAGUAUUUAGGAGACAGAGUAUCUGAAAAAGUGAAAACUAAAGUCAUUGAAUUACUCUUCAGCUGGACAGUUGCUCUCCCAGAGGAAACCAAAAUUAAAGAAGCUUAUCAAAUGUUAAAGAAACAAGGGAUUUUGCAACAGGAUCCUCAGAUCCCCAUUGAUAAAACUCUCAUUCCUUCGCCUACAACUCGUCCUAAAAAUACAGUGUUUGAAGAUGAUGAGAAGUCUAAGCUAUUAGCCAGGUUACUAAAGAGCAAAAAGCCUGAGGACUUACAGGAGGCUAAUAAACUGAUAAAGAACAUGGUGAAGGAGGAUGAAGCCCGAAUGCAGAAAAUAACAAAACGCUUAAACACGCUCGAGGAAGUAAACAAUAAUGUGCGUCUUUUGAAUGAGAUGUUGGCCCAUUACAACAAGGAUGACUCGACGGAAGGGGAUAAAGAAUUGAUGAUGGAGUUAUACGACCAAUGCGAGAAAAUGCGGCGGGCAUUGUUCAAAAUUGCGAGUGAGACAGAGGACAACGACAACAGCUUAGGUGAAAUUUUACAAGCCAGUGAUGACCUUUCGCGUACAAUAAACUCCUACAAAAAGAUUGUUGAGGGACAGGCAGUAAAUGGAGAGCUCAGUUUGCCAGAACCUCCGAAGCCGUCAGGCAGUGGUGGAGACAGUGAUACAGGGACACUGAUUGACUUGGCUGGGUUGGAUGUGAUCUCUGCAAAGGCCGAUCACACGGCAGCUCCAAUAUUCCCCAUCAUCCCUCCUCCACCAAAUGUCUCAGGCGAUUCUACAUGCCGAUUGAGCAGUCUGUCAGAUGUGAACAGGCUGCCUCCCAGUACAGCUGGUGCUAUGGGACUGCUGGAUGUGGAGCUGCUCUCACUGGGACUGAAUGAUCCUCCUUUGUUUAAUGGUGUCGAUAAAGAGCCCGGUGAACCUCCGCUGAAAAGUUUACUGAUGGACAACAGCACCCUCAACCCCUUCACUGUGCCCCUAGCUCCUGCUGGGAGAAGAUCCUCCACAAAUCCUGCAACACAUUCAGAAGCCAGCAUCUUCGAGCAGCCCCCUCCUCACUCUUUCCUGGCUUCCCAGCUCACUCAUGCCCCAGCCAUGCCUCUCUGUGUGAAAGGCAGUGCAGUGCUGAGUGCGCCUACCCCCUGCCUGCCCGCCCAGUCGCUCUCCCUGUUCCCAGGAGGCUGCGGCUCUGACUCCUCCACCCCGGCGGCGUUCGGCAGCUUCACCCUGAACACCCUGGAGCAGAAACACCGAGAGGAGCUGAGGGGUGCUUCUCGUGUGAUGGGUGUGGUGUCUGGGACGGUGGGGGGCAGUGGCCAGUGCACACCCUCGGCAGCUCCUGGAAGCCCCCUGUUUCACUCGCUCUCCCCUCAGCCGGUCAGUCCCCUCCGAACUGGACCACCAGAAGUGUCGCUUGCCAACGUGUUAGUUCCUCUGGAGACCAUUAAACCAAGUAGUGUUCUGCCAGUGACUGCGUAUGACAAGAACGGCUUCAGGAUCCUGCUACACUUUGCGAAGGACUGCCCCCCAGCCAGGCCGGAUGUGCUGGUCAUAGUCAUUUCCAUGAUCAACACCUCGCCCCUGCCCGUCACCAACAUCGUACUGCAGGCCGCCGUACCCAAGACAAUGAAAGUGAAGUUACAGCCUCCGUCAGGGACCGAACUGGCUCCAUUUAAUCCCAUCCUGCCUCCAGCCGCCAUCACCCAAGUCAUGCUACUGGCAAACCCAUUAAAGGAGAAGGUGCGUCUGAGGUACAAGCUGACUUUUGCAAUGGGACAUCAGAUCUGCUCGGAGCUGGCUGAAGUGGACCAGUUCCCCCCAGCUGAGAAGUGGGGAAGCCUCUGACCCCCACAGUCACAGCUCGUUUCCAGUAACAGUGAACUUGAACACAGUUUCCACUGAAGCACUGUGUUAUCUGUUUUGUCUGAAGUUUCAGGAAGUGAUGAAGGAACAUAUUUGAAGGUGUGGAAAUGGGUUGAUGUCUUCCACAGGACUCGAGUCUUGUCACUGCCACUGUUCUUCUGUCACACAGUGUCCAUGUCUCAUUCUGUUCUCCAGACACUCCAGCCGAAAAUGGCAAAAGCAUGCUGCACCCUUCACCCAUUUACUGAUCAGCUACACUUCACAAGCGACACCUACGUACGGCUGAGUUCACCAAACACAACCAGGUUGCUGGCCUGAAUUCUCUUAAUGAUUGAGAUCCCUGCUCCUGGAUUUCACCUGGCUCCGGCAAUUCCAAGAUCCUGCACUUGAAGAAUUAGGCUGUAGUGCCCCUGUAUUUAAUCACCAUCACUGCCAUGGUUAAGGUCCAAGAAGGUGACCAGCACCUGGUCUGAAAAAUGUUGGACAUACUCAGCAGGUCAGAUAGUUUCUGUAGAGAGUGAGGCAGAGUAAACAUUUGGAUCAAAAAGAUACUGAAAUAUAACAGGAAAUUGGCACCUGGCUGAUACCCUAACUGUUUCUUUCUACAGAAACUGACAUGCUGAGUAUUUCAAGCAUUUUCUGUUUUUAUGAACCUGCAGGUUGAUGACUAUUCAUCAGAAUUGGAAAGUUUAAUAUUACAGGUACAGGCAAUGACCAAAGAGAUAGUGGUGUGACCAUGAAAGUCAACAGAUGGCUCUGGUGGAUCAGCACCAAACAGCACUGUACUGAGGGUUGGAUCUAAAGGCUUUAAAAAGUCUCAUCAAAAGAUUGGCUCUUAUUCCUUAAAGCUACAUUGACUCUGCAUUUUAAUGCAGCUCAGAAGGCAGAGGGGUUAGUGGGACUGAAAAGGAAACUGUUGGUAACGUAGGGAAAGAGGCUGUGACUUUGGCCUCUGGAUUAAAUGUGAUGUCAGUAACCUGCCAACAGACCUGCACAUCCUGUUUAGAUCCCUCAGACUGAGGCUGUGCUUUCAUAUCUUUCUUCACCCAAAUAUUGUGGAAUUAUCUCUACAUAUUUGAGGUGAUUCUGAAAUUAACUGAGCAUUAAAUAAGGGAAAACUGAGCAUUAAAUAAGGGAAACUUUAAUUUUGCUUUCCUGCAUUGAGGGAGUUGGUUACAGUGCCACCUGCUGUUCCAAGCUGCCCGGACCCCAACUCCUGUGGACAGGACACCCACCAAACCCACAGGAUCUAUUCCCUGCACCGUUGCACUGCUGAGCUCUUAGAUUGCACAGUAGCAUUUAUUGAUAAAUGUUCCAUCCACCUAAGUUAAGCCGUAAGGAUUUGUUCUAUAGAAAACUGGUUCAGUCUUCCUCACCCCUACCCUGAAGCACCCUCCUCCCCUAAAUGCUUUGACAAUGUGUGACAUGUCACAGUGCUCGGAGAUACAGGCACUUAUCGCUCCCAGUGCUGUCACAAGUUGUUGCUGCUCUGUAUAAUGUAUUUAUUGUUCAAGAUUUCAUUCUUGAAACUGUCCUGCAUCCAGUGCAGUUUGUGUUCUAACUCAAAUUUUAGAAGUGUUAUUUUUAAAUUCUAAGCUGUUGUUUCCUGCAUGAUAAAUUUAUCUUUACAUCUUCCUGAUUUCCAGAAAUUUUCUCCCAGUCUGUGGUUGAUAUUUAUAUUUAUGGUCUUAUUUUGAUUGGCUACAGGUAGACAAGGCACCAGAAAUGAAUUUAACAACAAAGGUAAAGCCACUGCCUGACAGCUAUGGUGACCCAGUGCAGUGCUAACCUGUGAUGCUGUCAGUGUGGAGUGUGCACGAUCACCACUGGCUGCUCCAGAUGAGUUAGCAGACACAGUGGUUGUAUUCAGGGCAGUCUCUGCGACUAGUUUACCAUGGGAA
This is a messenger RNA of Mobula hypostoma (lesser devil ray), 4111 nucleotides long. Its product is annotated as ADP-ribosylation factor-binding protein GGA3-like. Gene Ontology annotation, molecular function: small GTPase binding; ubiquitin binding; phosphatidylinositol binding. Lineage: Eukaryota; Metazoa; Chordata; Chondrichthyes; Myliobatiformes; Myliobatidae. The transcript has 17 exons. Bases 45 to 2192 code for a protein of 715 amino acids. The record is from RefSeq and is a predicted model, not a curated record. Gene Ontology annotation, biological process: intracellular protein transport; Golgi to plasma membrane transport; protein localization to cell surface. Gene Ontology annotation, cellular component: trans-Golgi network.